Molecule: messenger RNA, 2375 nt
Organism: Arachis duranensis
Lineage: Eukaryota; Viridiplantae; Streptophyta; Magnoliopsida; Fabales; Fabaceae
Product: probable methyltransferase PMT15
Exons: 6
Coding region: 185-2143 (652 amino acids)
Cellular component (GO): endosome; trans-Golgi network; cytoplasm
Molecular function (GO): methyltransferase activity
Source: RefSeq, a predicted model, not a curated record
CAUUUAAAACAACAUUAUGAAUCCCACACUAUACACUAGAGAGAGCAAGUAGCAACGAAACCACUCUACUCUAUCUUCUUCAUCAACUUCAAUCAUCUCUCUCUCUCUCUCUAGUAGACUAGUAAUAGUAGUAGUAGAACUGUAGAAGUGAACAGGUGUUAGUGAAGAAAAGAAUAGAACAAAAAUGGCUAACAAUACUAAUAACUUCAAAAGCUUAUUCCACAACUUCACUUCCAAAAGACAAUACAAUAAGACCUUAGUACCAUUCACCAAUUUUUACUUCAUCACCUUCUCCAUCGUCCUCUGCUCCCUCUUCUACCUCUUCGGCCUCUGGACCCACCACCGUCCCUACUCCGCCGCCACCACCCUCUCCGCCGCCACAUGUUUCCAGCCUUCCACCAACACCACCACCACCACCAGUACCCCAUCAACCCUACAAAUCCAGCUUCCCACCCUCCACUUCGAGGCCAGACACAAACUCCAAGACCCACCUGCCACAGCGGCGCGUGAGUACCACGCACCACCAUGCGACCCGAAACUCUACGAGUACACCCCAUGUGAGGACUUGAAAAGAUCCCUGAAAUUCCCCCGACAGAGACUCGUAUAUCGGGAGAGGCACUGUCCGGCACCGAAGGAGAUUCUCCGGUGCCGGAUUCCGGCCCCGUUCGGAUACCGGUUGCCGCUUCGGUGGCCGGAGAGUCGGGACUCGGCGUGGUACGCGAACGUGCCGCACAAGGAGUUAACGGUGGAGAAGAAGAUGCAGAAUUGGGUCCAUUUCGAUGGAGACAGAUUCCGAUUCCCCGGUGGAGGAACGAUGUUUCCGCGUGGAGCUAACGCUUACAUUGAUGAGAUUGCGAAGCUGAUUAAGCUUCGAGAUGGGUCCAUCAGAACCGCCAUUGAUACGGGUUGUGGGGUUGCAAGUUUUGGAGCAUAUCUUUUGUCCCGUGACAUAUUAACAGUGUCAUUUGCACCAAGAGACACACAUGAGGCACAGGUUCAAUUUGCGUUGGAACGAGGUGUCCCUGCUUUGAUUGGAGUCAUUGCCUCAAAAAGACUUCCAUACCCUUCAAGAGCCUUUGACAUCGCUCAUUGCUCACGUUGCCUUAUUCCUUGGGGCCAGUUUGAUGGAAUAUACUUAACUGAAGUGGAUAGAGUGUUGCGUCCUGGUGGGUAUUGGAUCCUAUCAGGACCACCAAUAAACUAUGCUAAACACUGGAGAGGGUGGGAGAGGACACGUCAGAGCCUCAAAGAUGAACAAGAGUCCAUUGAAGAAGUUGCUAAGAGUCUUUGUUGGAAGAAAUUUGUUGAGAGAGGCGAUCUUGCUAUUUGGCAGAAACCCACCAAUCAUGUUCGUUGCAAGAUGCAGAGAAAAAUCUUCAAGAAUGGUAAACCCUUCUGUCAGGCACAGGAUCCAGAUGCAGCAUGGUACACAAAAUUGGACACCUGCUUAACCCCACUACCUGAUGUAAACGACAUAAAAGAAGUUGCUGGUGGAAAAUUACCAAAAUGGCCCCAGAGGCUAACCUCAAUUCCACCAAGGAUAAGCAGUGGAAGUUUGGAAGGAAUAAGUGGUGAGAUGUUCAAAGAGGACACUGAAUUAUGGACAAGGAGAGUUGCAUAUUACAAGAAACUUGAUCACCAACUAGCAGAGAAAGGGAGGUACAGAAAUGUGCUUGAUAUGAACUCUUACUUGGGUGGAUUUGCAGCUGCACUUGUUGAUGAUCCUGUUUGGGUCAUGAAUGUUGUUCCUGUUGAGGCUGAAAUUAACACUCUUGGUGCCAUUUAUGAACGUGGAUUGAUUGGAACCUAUCAAAACUGGUGUGAAGCCAUGUCUACCUACCCAAGAACUUAUGACUUCAUUCAUGGUGAUUCAGUGUUUAACCUCUAUCAAAACAGAUGCAACAUGGAGCAGAUUCUGUUAGAGAUGGAUAGGAUUUUGAGGCCACAAGGUGGUGUCAUAUUGCGUGAUGAUGUUGAUGUGUUGACCAAGAUGAAGAGCUUUGCAGAUGCAAUGCAAUGGGAAAGUAGAAUCACUGACCAUGAAGAUGGACCUUACAACAGACAAAAGAUUUUUGUAGCAGUUAAAGAAUAUUGGACUGCACCACCACCACAAAACCAAGAUCAUAAUCAAGACAUAAAAUAGUUUUAAUAUCAUAUUUGGAUUAUUCAAGAUUAGUCUCUUUCUUUUUUUGUGGCAAAAUUUUUCUCAAGAAUUCAAUUCUUCCUAACACCAAUUUGUAAUUUGUGGCAGUAGCGGAAAAUGUUAGUGAUGUUAUGUUGUAACUUGUAACUAAAAGAGGACAUUAACAAUUGGCAUUCUAGUGGAAUUAAAGAAAUAAAUAUUCAAUAGAAAAUAAGAAAAAUGUUUUAUAUUA